AUGAGCGAAUCGACAUCUACGUCACAUUUACCCGUCUCUCUUACACAGUCCGAUCCGGCGGUUCUGAUGCUUACAUCGGGUACAACUGGCAAACCCAAGGCGGUGCAGCUCAGUCAUGGUCAGAUUCUAGCUUCCUUGCAAGGCAAAGCCAAGUCUGCGAGACAGGACGACGACGGUCCCUAUCUCAACUGGAUCGGCAUGGACCAUGUCGCGUGCCUGACUGAGAUUCACCUCCAUGCGAUAUAUAUGGGCAUCUCUCAAGUCCAUAUCCCCGCCAACGAGGUGCUGUCCAACCCUUUGCAGCUACUCAAUGUUGUCAGCCGCCAUCGGGCAACGCGGACAUUCGCCCCUCAUUCGUUCUUGGCGAAGCUAUGUAGAGAGCUUGCGUCGGACAAGCCAUCGUCGUUGGACGAAGAUCUGGAUCUCGGAUGCCUUCGAUGGCUCGGUUCCGGGGGAGAGGCAAACACGGUGGGUGUCUGCGAGGCACUUCAAUCCCAACUCGAGAAGUACGGUGCCUGCAAAAACAUCAUCGUCCCAGGAUUCCGCAUGACAGAAACUUGUGCUGGCUGCAUAUACAACACCAACUGUCUGACAAAUGAUCGAGAAUCAAAACACCAGCAUGUCGCCGUUGGUGAAGGUAUCCCAGGCAUAAAGCUGCGAGUAAGACUCCGAGACGGCCAGGGGUCGGCUACCGAUGCUCCGGCGGGCGAAAUUGGGCUUUUGCAGCUUUCAGGGGAUGUGGUCUUUAAUGGGUAUUAUAAUGAUCGCGACUCUACCGCGGCUGCAUUCACAAUCGAUGGCUGGUUUACUACUGGUGACCUUGCUCGCGUCAACCCCGACGGCCAAGUAAACCUCCACGGACGCUCUAAAGAUACAAUGAUUAUCAACGGAGUGAAGCAUUCUCCAAGUGAGCUGGAAGGCCAUCUCGACAAGGAGCUGAUUCUCGGGGCAGUUCCAGGCUCUUAUUGCUGCUUCUCAACUUUACCUCAGUGGGCUGACACGGAGCAGAUCGUCGUCGCGUACCUGCCCUCCAUCGAGGAGGAUGACAUACGAGGCCGGUGCAAAACUCACAAUAGGAUACUCGAAGUCGUCGGCGUACACACAUCUUCGUCCGCCAUCAUUCUUCCUCUUAAUGCCGUGGAUAUCAAGCCAUCUGUCCUGGGAAAGCUGCCCAGGGGCUCAAUCAAAGCAGCUUUUGAGAAGGGAGUCUACAUCGAGGAGUUGCGUAAGGCGAGCGAAGCCUCCAGAGGAGACCAUGCCAUCACGGAGAGGAUUGAUUCACCACUUGAGACAAUCAUUUGCGACGCAUUUCGGAACUAUUUCCAAGUCGUCGAAGACUCACAUAUCAGCGCCGAAAGUUCGAUUUUCUUGCUUGGUGCUACGUCGAUGGACCUCAUCAAAAUCAGCCGCCUGAUUUCGGAUCGACUACAGUUACAAGAAAGACUCACGCUCAGCCAAAUCCUGAGAAAUCCAACACCUCGACGCCUAGCUACUGUAGUCCAGGGGUCCGGGAGGAAGGAUUCGAUAGGAAACCCAGUGGUCACUCUCCGUUCAGAGGGCGAAAGGACACCCCUGUGGCUCGUACAUCCCGGUGUCGGAGAAGUCCUUGUUUUCAUGAACCUUGUAAGACAUAUUGACGAUCGGCCAGUGUACGCUUUCCGCGCCGAGGGCCUCGAAAGCGGUACUUCACCAUUUACUACCCUGGGUGCAUUGCUGGAUCACUACUUUGAACAUCUCAAAGCGGUCCAGCCGAAAGGCCCGUACGCCAUCGCGGGCUAUUCGUUCGGCGCCAUGAUUGCUUUUGAAGUAUGUAAGAAACUGGAGGCGGCAGGCGAUGAGGUUCGAUAUUGCGGAUGCUGGAACCUACCGCCGCACAUCAAGGAUCGCAUGAGGCAGCUCGGUUGGGUAGAAUGUCUCGCUAAUCUGUUCCACUUCACGAAGCUCAUGGAACAAGAUCUUGCUAUGCAACAGAUACCGCUGCUGCGCAAAACCACCAAGACAGAGGCAGUCGCCCACCUUCGGACCCUCUGCAACGUAAAUCGUUGGCUUGAGUUGGGCCUCAGCGAAGACGAGUACGUCAAAUGGGCAGAUUUAGCAUCGGCACUUCAGAGCCUGGCUCAAGACUACGAACCACAGGGGGCUAUUCGCAGCAUGGACGUGUUUGUCGCAGAUCCCCUGCAGGAGGUGGCUUUCAACCGUGAGGAUUGGGUUCAGGACAAACUGAGCCGGUGGCGGGAUUUCGUGGCUGACGUGCGGUUUCACGACGUUCCAGGGGAGCACUACUCCAUGUUGGACGAAGCGAACGUUUCGCAGUUUGCCGGGAAGCUGAAAGAGAUCUGGAGACACGAGGAGUCUAGGAUGAGUCGAUGUCACAAAUGCUCACCUCUUAUGGUACGCGCCAAGGUAGAUUUUAGCCCUCAAACAUGUCCAUAUUCUGUUUGCAGUGUCGAAAGAUGA
Colletotrichum orchidophilum is the source of this 2457-nucleotide messenger RNA. RefSeq lists its product as uncharacterized. Gene Ontology annotation, molecular function: GTP cyclohydrolase I activity; CoA-ligase activity. Lineage: Eukaryota; Fungi; Ascomycota; Sordariomycetes; Glomerellales; Glomerellaceae. The transcript has a single exon. The record is from RefSeq and is a predicted model, not a curated record. Gene Ontology annotation, biological process: tetrahydrofolate biosynthetic process; secondary metabolic process. The coding region runs from base 1 to 2457 and encodes 818 amino acids.